Messenger RNA from Punctularia strigosozonata HHB-11173 SS5, 3623 nucleotides. RefSeq names its product GTP binding protein. Gene Ontology annotation, molecular function: GTP binding; U3 snoRNA binding; GTPase activity. The coding region runs from base 72 to 3545 and encodes 1157 amino acids. The transcript is spliced from 4 exons. Lineage: Eukaryota; Fungi; Basidiomycota; Agaricomycetes; Corticiales; Punctulariaceae. The record is from RefSeq and is a predicted model, not a curated record. Gene Ontology annotation, cellular component: 90S preribosome; nucleus. Gene Ontology annotation, biological process: endonucleolytic cleavage of tricistronic rRNA transcript (SSU-rRNA, 5.8S rRNA, LSU-rRNA); ribosome biogenesis; maturation of SSU-rRNA from tricistronic rRNA transcript (SSU-rRNA, 5.8S rRNA, LSU-rRNA).
GAUCAAGUCAAAUUCUCCGCAGGCAUAGCCUAAGCCUAGGGAUCGGCUCGCAAGCCAUCGUCGCCCAAGCCAUGGAUCAAUCACACAAGGCCCAUAGGCCAGCCCAGUCGGGUUCCAAGGCCGAGAAAAAGGCAAAGAAAGAGAAGAACCAGGGUUUCAACGAGAAGGCGUUCGCUCCUAGGUCUGGUAGAAGAGCCGAAAAACAAGGAAGACGGAACGCUGAGCGUGACCAAAGUCGCCUGCAUGUACCACUUGUCGAUCGUACCCCUCAGGAUCAACCUCCCCCUGUUAUUGUCGCUGUAGUGGGACCCCCUGGCGUAGGCAAAUCGACCCUAGUGAAAUCUCUCGUACGGCGGUAUACGAAGCAAACAUUGAAUGAGAUCAAAGGUCCAAUCACAGUCGUCAGCGGCAAGAAACGCAGGCUCACCUUCAUCGAGUGCAACAACGACCUGAACUCAAUGAUUGAUAUUGGAAAGGUUGCAGACUUGGUUCUCUUGAUGAUAGACGGUUCAUUCGGCUUUGAGAUGGAAACGUUCGAAUUUCUAAACAUCCUUCAAUCACACGGUUUUCCGAAAGUCAUCGGCAUUCUCACCCACCUUGAUCUCAUCAAGAAAUCCGCCAUCCUAAAAGCCACCAAGAAGGCAUUGAAGAAACGGUUUUGGACGGAGAUUUACCAAGGGGCAAAGCUAUUCUACCUCUCGGGUGUCCUCAAUGGGCGUUACCCCGACGCCGAAAUCCUUAAUCUGUCCCGGUUCAUCAGUGUGAUGAAAUUCCGUCCUCUAGUCUUCCGCAACCAACAUCCUUAUCUCCUCGUCGACCGCAUGGAGGACCUGACGCCCAGAGAAGAAAUCAGGUCUAGUGGCGGCAAGUGCGACAGGCGGAUCACGCUUUACGGCUACCUGCGUGGCACGAACCUCAAGGGUGGGCAGAUGGUUCACAUCCCGGGAGCUGGAGAUUUAUCCGUAUAUUCGGCGUCCAUUCUUGGUGAUCCCUGCCCCUUGCCUAGCAUGGACCCCGAUCAGGAGAAGAGGCGGAAGCUGAGCGAGAAGAAAAAGUUGAUUGUACACGCACCGAUGAGCGACGUUGGAGGCAUGCUGUACGAUAAGGACGCCGUGUGGAUCAACGUUCCGGGGAACUUUACGCGGAGCAGGGAGGCGGGCCAGCAGGGUGAGAUGAGAGGAGAGGGUGAGCAGAUGGUGAUGGACUUGCAGGAUAUGAGCGCAACCUUGGAGGAUGCGGUUGCCAGUCAGAGGGUCAGGCUGCUUGGGUCUUCGUCAAAACCCAUCCACCUGGGACUAGGGCGGACCAGUGACGAGGGAGCUGAAGAGACCGAGAGCGAAGUGUACGAAGAUGGGUCCGUGGCGAGUUCGGAUGACCAAGCCUUUGACGAUGAUCAUCCGGAUAGCGAAGAUGAAAUGGGUUAUGAGGAUGACUUGAAAAUGGACGUACAUGUCGACGAGGAUGAGGACGAGGAAAAGAUCCAAGCUCCCGGGCGCACCCUGCAGAGAUCAGGUCGGCGAGUACCAGUGGACCCCAAGGCAUAUUCCGAAAAACCUGGCGCCAUCUUUGCCGAUACGGAUUCGGAGCUGGACGACGAUGACGGUAGCGCCGAUCGUGUCAUCGGCGUGUCUGCGGACGACUACAACGCGCAACGACCAUCGUUGUCAUCUGGGAUAGAAGUCGAUGGUGACCUUCAACGUGAAGAGACGAUUCCUCAGUGGAAGUCGAACCUUGCCAAGAAGGCCCAGGAGGCAUUUGAGGAGCAAUCCCGGAAGGCGGCCAAGGACUGGACCAAACUUAUCUACAGUACCACCCUCACGCCUGUGCAAAUUCUCCAUCGAGACCGCCUAGCCGCGGAGGCCGGCUCACCGGAGGACGAGGAUGAUUUCUUCACCGUCCCAAAGGACGUCGAACACGAUGAAGGCGCGGAUAUGACAAAGGAACAACCGGAUGAGGACCGACUACAGGCAUGGGAGGACGAGGGUGUAUUGGAUUCCAUACGACAUCUGUUUAUCACCGGUGGAAGCGGGACUGCAGACGGGGAUGUCAACACAGGCAAGGAGAACUACGAGGACCUGGAGGCUGGCGAUUUUGAGGAUCUCGAGGCUGUGAACGGGGACGGUCGGCCACCUCUGGCCUCCCCAGCUACUACCGAUCGCGUCCAGGCUUUGGCCGCGAAGAAGGAGGCACUCAAGCGCAAGUUCGACGAGCAGUACGAUGACCCGGAAGCGUCGAAGAUGGAUUUCUACGACGAGGCUAAGGAGGAGAUGGCCCAGCAGCAGCGCCUCAACAUCGACGAGUUCAGAGGUCUCGAUGCGCAAUCGCGUGCGAUGGUCGAAGGCUACAGGCCCGGAAGCUACGUGCGUCUCGAGAUCCGGGAUGUACCCUGCGAAUUGGUCGAGAACUUCGACCCCUUGGUUCCCGUCAUCGUCGGUGGGCUACUCCCUGCCGAGGAACGAUUCGGCUUUGUGCAGGUCAGGAUCAAGAGGCAUCGAUGGCACGCGAAGACCCUCAAGACAAACGAUCCCAUCAUCCUCUCGCUAGGUUGGCGCAGGUUCCAAACCGUGCCCAUCUACGCUUUGGACGACCACUCCAUUCGCAUGCGGAUGCUCAAGUAUACGCCGGAGCAUAUGCAUUGUUACGCAACGUUCUAUGGACCGGUCGCUCUACCCAACACUGGCUUCUGCGCAUUCAAUACCUUGAGUAACGACACCGCCGCCUUCCGAGUUGCGGCGACCGGCGUCGUGCUUGAUAUAGACCGUUCCGUCAAGAUUGUCAAGAAAGUGAAGCUUACGGGCGUCCCUUAUAAGAUUUUCAAAAAUACCGCCUUCGUGAAAGAUAUGUUCAACAGCGCACUGGAGGUUGCCAAAUUCGAGGGUGCGAACAUUCGAACAGUCUCCGGCAUUCGAGGUCAGAUCAAGAAGGCGUUGCCUAAGCCGGAAGGAUGCUUCAGAGCGACUUUCGAGGACAAGGUGCUCAUGAGCGAUUUGAUAUUUCUCCGGGCAUGGUAUUCGAUUCAGCCACGAAAAUUCUACAACCCCGUGACGUCACUCCUGCUUGCGGAUAAGAGCCAAUGGACAGGCAUGCGCCUUACCGGACAGAUUCGACGCGAGGAAGGCCUCAAGACGCCUGCCAACCUGAACUCCACCUACAAGCCAGUUCUGCGUCCGGAGCGCCGUUUCAACACCUUGAAAGUUCCCAAGAAGCUUCAGGCUGCUCUUCCGUAUGCGUCCAAACCCAAGAUCCAAAAGCCGCAAGGCAAGCAGACAUAUCUGCAAAAGCGUGCAGUUGUCCUCGAGCCGGAGGAGAAAAAGGCCAUUGCGCUACUGCAACAGGUUCGCGCGCUGCGCAAAGACCAAGUAGCACGGCGGAGACAGAAGCAGGACGAACGGAAGGCUGAGCACAAGAGGAAGGAGGCGAAGGAGGAGGCCAAAAGGGAGGAGAAGGAGAAGGAGAAGAGGAAGGAGCACAUGCGCACGUUGGGCCUGAAAAGCAAGCGAGCGGACGAGGAUGGUGCAGGGAGUAGAAAGCGACACAAGGCGUAGAUGAUCCGCUAGUAGAGGACAGUUGUUUACUCCGUUAUCUCUGAGGGGUUGUUCUCCAUUUAUAUAGGCGUAUUUCGC